Molecule: messenger RNA, 1404 nt
Organism: Arachis stenosperma
Lineage: Eukaryota; Viridiplantae; Streptophyta; Magnoliopsida; Fabales; Fabaceae
Product: ubiquinone biosynthesis protein COQ4 homolog, mitochondrial
Exons: 3
Coding region: 448-1122 (224 amino acids)
Biological process (GO): ubiquinone biosynthetic process
Cellular component (GO): mitochondrial inner membrane
Source: RefSeq, a predicted model, not a curated record
UCCAAACACCUACCUAACAGCGUCUCCCCAAAUCAGAAAAGGAAGUUGAAACAGGACAGCCGCAAGGACUGCCGCCGUCCGUCUCGCUCAGGCGCUACCAUCGUUGUCUGGUCGUCCAUGCUUCUUCCUCGAGCUCGGCGCGCCAGUUCCUGGUCUUCAUCUGCUCCGUCGCACUCCUACCGCCGUCCGUCGCGCACUCAGGCACCACCAUCUUCGUCUGGUCAUCGUGCUCGAAGUCCCUAACCCACCAAUUGCAGCUUUGAGUCUGCUCUUCGUUUGCUCAGCCGUAGGUUCUUCCAACCCACCACCGUCUUCUGAGUCGUGCUCGUUGCCUGGCCUCCGUCUCCGUCGCGCUUCUACCCCUCUGCUCAGACUGCUCAAAAGCUCAACCAAAAAAAAACCAGACUUCGAAGGCUUUGCUGGUUGCAAAGUGUAGUUGCACUUGCAAUGAUAGGAGGUAGUCGUGUCAGGCUUAACACAUGGCAGCAGACUGCUGUUGCAGUCGGUUCGGCUGUUGGUGCAUUGUUAGACCCACGAAGGGCAGAUCUGAUUGCAGCUUUGGGGGAGACAACUGGGAAGCCUGCUUUUGAGAGAGUUCUUGAAAGGAUGAGGCAGAGUACAGAGGGAAGAGCAGUGCUGUUAGAGCGCCCUCGUGUUAUAUCUGCAAAUGUAGGACAUGCUUGGGACCUGCCACCAAACACAUUUGGAGCUGCCUAUGCUAGAUUUAUGGGAUCCAGGAACUUUUCACCUGAUGAUAGACCUCCCGUGCGGUUUAUGGAAACAGAUGAACUGGCCUAUGUAGCCAUGCGGGCUCGAGAAGUGCAUGACUUUUGGCAUACUCUUUUUGACCUUCCUACUAACUUGAUUGGGGAGUCAGCACUGAAGGUAAUUGAGUUUGAGCAGAUGUACCUUCCCAUGUGCAUGCUGUCUGUCAUAGGGGGUACAGCAAGAUUCAACCCAAAACAGAGAAAUUUAUUUUAUCAACACUACUUGCCCUGGGCCAUUCGUGCUGGCAUGCAGUGCACUGAUCUUAUGUGUGUAUAUUAUGAGCGCCAUUUUGAUGAAGAUUUGGAAGAGCUCCGGAGAAAAUUGGGCAUUUUUCCUGCUCCUGCUGCUCCUUAACUUUCAUACUCGGACCUGAAUAACAACUGCAUUCUGUUUUCUGGGUGAUAGCAGUGAACUUGAUUCAAGUAACGGAAAACGUUCUGAAUGAAAUUUAGUGAUAUAAGCUUUGCCUCUGAUAUUUAGUCACUGAGCUUUGUAUAGGUUAGUUGUUGUCAAUGAAUUGGUAAUGGUACCCUUGUAUACCAUAAUCAAUAAAACUGACCUAAAAUCAUAUAUAUAUUUUGGACCUACUCUGGUUUUUAAUUUAUCCUAUUAUGUAAAUGGUUCAUUGGUUCUUCA